AAAACCUGCACAUAUUCCACUAAUAACUAAUUCCAGUCUCCAGAUUGAUUUCAAUAUAAAAGUCAUAUUUAGUUUUAUUAGAAUGAAAAGUUACAGACAUGACAACCACAUGCAAUGUUUCGGAGGCAAAUGUUGACCCAGACUAUGAGACCUUGCAGGAGGAAAGUGUUGGUGAAGUUAAUGAAAGUUUACAGCGAGAAGAUGCAAGGGACCAGACUGUUCAAAAAAUUCAGGACAUAAUUCAUGAACAGUUCUCAUUCGAGAUCAAUCUUAAGGAAAAAGAAGUCUCAACACUUAACAGCAGAGUUCAUGAAUGUCGAACAAACUUGGACCGACUCAGGGCAUGUAUCCUUGCUGGAUAUUAUGGAUAUGGCACCCCACCUCAGUCAGCACGCCAGGUUGGUGCACGAACAGGAAAAACCAGAAACUCAACUUUAAAGGAAGCAAGUCUACAUGAAAUUAUGAAUUGGAAGAAAUCUUUGCCACCAAACAUUAAGGAACAACCAACUGAUCAAAAUUUAUCCAAUCCUGACUGCACCAAAAAAGACUUAACAAAGACCAGUAAUCCAACCCCUAGGGACAUUGAUUCUCUAAAUUUGUUUGAAUGUAGUAAACGUGAGUCGUUUGAUAACGAGUCGAGGUUCUAUGUCAAAAGAAGAAUCAUAAUUGGCAACACGUCAAAGUACAUUCUCCCUGAACAGCGAGAGAGAAACGACAGGUCCACUCACAAAUGGAUGGUUUAUGUCCGUGGUCCCAAAGAUGGCAGUGAAUUGAAUAAUUUCAUAAGCAAAGUAUGGUUCCUGCUCCACCCAAGUUACCAACCCAACGAUCUGGUUGAGGUGUGCAAACCCCCUUUUCAGGUAACGAGACGAGGCUGGGGUGAGUUUCCUGUUCGUGUCCAACUGCAUUUUGUUGAGAACAAGAACAAGCGUGUUGACAUUAUUCAUCAUUUAAAACUUGAUAAAUCAUACACAGGCUUGCAAACGCUUGGUGCAGAGACACAUGUUGAUAUUGAACUUGAUCGAAAGAACUUUGACGGUUUGAGCAUGAGUAAAUCUUUGGUUGAAGAUACUAACAGGAAGAAUAUAACCUCUAGUUCACAAGUCCUACCCACGAACCUUUGUUCAGUGAGGGAAUCUGCAGCACCAGUUAGUUCUAAGUGUUUUGAGCUACCGCCAGUAGAAAAUGUCACUGCAGUGGAUUCUGGUAGCCCAAAGGAGGUAGGGACGGUUAAAUAUGGUUCCAAUCCAGACCAUGGUAUUUUUUGUGAUCAUUCGUACAGCAGUAUUGGGACAGAAGAAAAAACAAGCACCGAACAUGAUAUGAAAUACCCAACACCACCAACCUCCGCUAAUGGUUCAAGAUGUUCAUCACCUAGAAAAGAUCCUAAAUUGACAGAAUCGUUCUCAGUUGAAGCAGACAUCGAGCAAGAAUCUUUGCUACGAAAAUCGAUUGAGCAAUUCCCUGUCAUAACAGCUGAAAAAAACUUCAAUACACCGGGCUAUUGUGCUAGCAGUUUGGAGCAGUUCUUCAGUUGGACCAUUGGUAAACGGCUGGCAGCGGAAUGGCAGCGCGCACUAGCUAUAAAGGCGCAUAUAAAGAAACAGAAAGCUUUGAGAUUACGUCUUGAGAAUGAGGUGCUGGGUCUGGAAGCACAAGUCAAGGAAGAGAGCCAUGCAUUGUCGCUAUCUACAAAAGAUGUCAUGAAUUACUGUCGCACACAUGGGUACACGCCGAUGAUGGUGGAUGCUUUGUCUGAAGGAGAGACGCUUUGCAAGUUUUGUGGUGAGGAAGUAGAUGAAUCCGAAUGUGACGAGGAUGGCCGGCCUAUGUUAGCUCAUGAGGAAUGUGUUUCAGAGUUUGAAGAGGAUGAUGUUUCAGGGACUUACACUACUGCCAAAUCAUUUUUGGAAAUUUUAAGCAAGUCAGAGGCAACUUCGGUAAAGCAAGAUGAGAGAAAGAUAGAUGAUGAUGUAAUCGAUGUGGUUGGAGUAACGCACAAAAUCGUAACCAGAGAUCCCUCAAAGCCAAGGUUGUUUUUCCUUCCUGUGACAGUAGAGCAUGAGUGGGUGCAAGAAAUAGCCCAAGAAGUGAAUGUAUCGUUGACAAAUUCCGAUAUUGAUGGUGUUCAUGCUCCUGUCACAUCCGCAAUGCUGUUCAAAGCAUGUGCCAUGUUUGUUGAAGAUAUUGUUCGCAAGGCGAACAGAUUUACGUGGAAAUCCACGAUGCACAUUCCAAAAGCAAAGUGUAUUCUUCCGUCGCACGUGAAACAAGCUGUGGACGCUAUACCACAUUGUGAUUUUUUGACCAACAAGAAUAUGAAAGUUGAUGUCGACACACCAGACGACUGACAUAAAUUGAAAAGCACUGUAGCCAGUUGUAGAGAACUGAAUAGCGCUAUCCACCUCUAGUGAUUUCUCAGUCAUCGUAAAAAGCCAUGGAAAGCAAUAAAGCAACAGUUUUUGGCUCCCAACAGAUAUGAGAACUUCUAUCCCGAUAAGAAUGCUAUAUAAGUCUCAACCCAGGCUACACCAAAGUUCAGGCAAUUUUGAAGGGAUUUUAAACGCUAUACGCGUUGGAUAGCGUUAUCAGCCUCUCAGUCCUUCGUUAAACUGGACACUGUUUUGUAAUGAAAAUUACCUGACUGGUAUUCAGUUUCGUGUAUUCCGUCCGAAUUUAGAUUCAUUCAUUUCUAUUCAAAUAUUCUAGAACGCAAUACAAUUGCAUACUUAAACAAAACACUAAAUUCUGUUUAUUUAUUUAAGAAAAAAAACUAAAAGUAGUCUUACUGUUUACAACAAAAAC
This is a messenger RNA of Dendronephthya gigantea, 2805 nucleotides long. Its product is annotated as YEATS domain-containing protein 2-like. Lineage: Eukaryota; Metazoa; Cnidaria; Anthozoa; Malacalcyonacea; Nephtheidae. Gene Ontology annotation, cellular component: NuA4 histone acetyltransferase complex. The record is from RefSeq and is a predicted model, not a curated record. The coding region runs from base 99 to 2351 and encodes 750 amino acids. The transcript is spliced from 2 exons. Gene Ontology annotation, biological process: regulation of transcription by RNA polymerase II; chromatin remodeling. Gene Ontology annotation, molecular function: histone binding.